This is a messenger RNA of Mercenaria mercenaria, 6501 nucleotides long. Its product is annotated as protein-L-isoaspartate O-methyltransferase domain-containing protein 1-like. Gene Ontology annotation, molecular function: protein-L-isoaspartate (D-aspartate) O-methyltransferase activity. Gene Ontology annotation, cellular component: cytoplasm. Lineage: Eukaryota; Metazoa; Mollusca; Bivalvia; Venerida; Veneridae. The transcript has 5 exons. The record is from RefSeq and is a predicted model, not a curated record. Gene Ontology annotation, biological process: protein modification process. Bases 516 to 2348 code for a protein of 610 amino acids.
AUAAGCAAAAUCAACAGUGUUUUAAAAGGACUGGAUGAUUGGUGAUAUUACCCAGGAUUGUGCACCACAUUGUCCAAUGGGAUAAUUCAGUUUUCAGACUUUGGAAUUUAAUCAACAUUAUUCAUACAUCUUGUGGUUUAUUUGAAAAUAAUCCUGGUUUAAUUAUAUAAAUGUGGUUGUAGUCACAGCUACAGAAAUGUAAAUUGAAUGGAAAUAACCUAUUUUUUUUAGAAAGGGAAAUUUUAACAAUUUUCAGUUAUGUGCUUGUGUUUGAACAAUAAAGAUACUUUUACAAGUUGAGAUAUUACCCAAUAUUGGGUUUAAAGUAAGCCAAAUAGGACCAGAAAUUUCAGGAUACAAUAUGUUCUGCUGAUUUUUGCAAAACAUUAAAUUUAGUGCUUGCAACUGAACUUGGCAAUCGUGCUUAUGGAUCAAAAAAGCCAGUCUGUCUCUGUGUCUGGUAUGUGAAGCGUCCUUACAACAUUAAUUAGACCAAUCAACAUUGACGUGACAAUAUGGGCGGAGCUGUGAGCACGGGCAGUGACAAUGAUGAUCUAGUUGAUAAUCUUGUUGAAGCAGACUAUAUAAAAACUCCAUUGGUGGAGAAAGUUUUCCGUGCAGUGGAUCGUGCAGACUAUUAUCUACCUGAUCAACGCGAGUCGGCGUACAAAGAUUUAGCAUGGAAACAUGAACAUCUGCACAUGUCAGCACCAUGUAUAUACUCUGAGGUUAUGGAGGCACUGCAGCUUGAACCCAGCUUAUCUUUUCUAAACCUCGGUAGUGGCACCGGCUAUCUCAGCACGAUGGUUGGGCUUAUAUUAGGACCGUACGGUGUGAAUCACGGCAUCGAGCAGCACGAUGAUGUUGUGCAGUACGCUCGGGAGAGACUUGCCGAGUUCAAGCACAACAGCUCUGCUUUUGACGAAUUUGAUUUCUGCGAGCCAAAGUUCAUUGUCGGAAACUGUCUACAGUUGAACUCGGGAUGUCAGCUGUAUGAUCGAGUUUACGUCGGUGCUGGUUGUCCACCGGAGCAUGAGAACUAUAUGAAAAACAUGUUAAAGAUAGGAGGCGUGCUUGUUAUGCCAUUAAAUGAUCGGCUGAUUCAAGCUAAAAGAGUAAGUGAGACGGAGUGGGAUAUAAAGAACAAAUUACCUGUGUCAUUUGCUACACUUGUGUCACCAGGACCUGAUGCUCCACCAGACUUGUUUGACCUCCCUGAACCUGAGCAACCUACACUGCAGGAAUUAUGCCGGACGUCGGUGAGGCGAGUGUUACGUACAAACAUACACAGAGAACAUCCUGAAUUGACCAAAGUUCGUAAACGCCCUAAAAAGCCAAAGAAGAAGACACCAAAAGGACUUUCCAACUUGAAUAUAGUUCCGUUAAGUAUGGGAAUGAUGAUUCUUCAUCAGUUUGACAGAGACAACAGUGUUACAGACAGUGACGAGGAACCUGGCAGGAGAGACGAGGAAAAUGAAACUGACGAUAAUGUAAUGGAUGGUGUAGAAGAUAGUAACGAUGGUAUUGAGGGGAAAUUUUCUACUGAUGAAGAGGAGAAAGAAGAUGAGGAAGUGCUUGAAAAUAAAAAGGCUGCAGACAACAACGUCAGCAAAAACCAUGAACGGCAAGAAGUGGUAGAGAAAGGAAAUGGAUUGAAAGGUAAUGGUAUUGAAAAGGUCUCUGAAAAGCAAAAUGAUAAGGAUAGUGAUUUGGAAAGUGACUAUGGUAGUGAUGAAGAAGAGAAAAUAAAUGAAGCUAUAGACUCUGUAGCUGAAGUUAAUGCUUCAACAGAUGGUGUUAAGAAAAGAGUGGCACAGACGACAUCAAAAAUUGAUGAAAUUAUUGCAAAUGUAAUGGCCUCAUGCAGCCCAGAGAGAAGUAAGGACCCUCUUCAGAAUCUGGCUCCUCCAGAUGCUCACUGGUCAGACACAGAUGAGGAUGAUGGUGAUGAUGAUAAGAAGUAUAACAUUGAGGAGUUUAUAAAAUAUGGUGCACGAGGGAAGAAUUUGGAACCUCCACGGAAGAGUCGAUAUUCAUCCAGUACAAGUGUCGAUACGUCAACAACUUCAGGGAUUGGUUCUUUUGUUGAAGAACAUCUUGAAGAGGAAAUGGGUCAAUGUGAUAGUGAGAAAACAUCGCCCGGCUGGAACCAGCUGGAACCAGAAGCCGGAUGUUCCGAAAAUAAGCCACAAAAAAUGGAUGUUGAAGAAACUGAGAGUGAGGAUGAGAAAAAUUCCGACGGAGAAGAUGUUUUAAAAAUAACUCUGUCUAUGUGUAUGAAGGAGGCCAUAGACUCACUUCCCCUGCCUUCUGCCAUGAAGUCCUAUCUCAGAUAUUACCGAGAAUGAAAUGCAGGAAAUUAUACAAACAUGUGCUUAUGACACAAACUUUAUGUAAAUAAAAAAAGAGUUUUAACUCUUAUUUUGCCAAAUUUAGGGAUGGCAAUUAUUACAGUUUUGAUUAAAUAUAGAACUUUUGAAUCUGAUAUGCAUUUUAUUACAGUGAGAUUUAAGCUAGUUACUUCUGAGUUUCUCAGCUUAAUGAAAGGUUUUAUUCAUUGAAUAUUUUUUGUUUGCUUAUAUUUACAGGAUUUUGAGUUGUUCUGAUUGAUUUCUUGAACUUUACUUAUGCUAAGUCAUGUUGUACUACAUCUUUCACACAGAUCAGAAUUCUUUGCUGCUACCUAUUUUCAUCAGCCAUUUUGAGUGAAAUUCAAGAAAAGUCUGUUUUUAUGAGUAGGCAGAAUUUAAGACCAAGUCUGGAUUAGUCAAUCUUUAUCAUGUUGUCAUGGUAAGACUUUGGAAAUUGAUGUUUUUUUCUACUUUGAAUGAAAUGUAGAUUUUAAAUAUGUUUACUUUUCAACUCUUUGCGGCCAUCUUAUUGAAUAUAUGAUCAAAUACUGAAAGACAACAGAACAUUUUGAUAGAAACAAUUUAAAGUGAUAUGAUUCUUCUCAGGGUUGACAUGGAACGUCCCUGGGUUUGGCAAAAUAAUGGAAUGCAUGUGAUGCAGUUAAAAUGCACCUUGGAAAAUUGUGAUAUGAAUAUUGUAUUAUAACCUGGGCUGUAGAUUAUAAACUUGAAUUUGGAAACCAGUCUCAAAACUUCAGCAUCUGAUUGGCUGAUUCUGAAAUUUCUUGAAAUUGACCAAUGGAAAUGUAGGAUUUGUAGACUGGUCUCCUAAUUUAGUUUUAUAACCCUAGAGUCUCCUUUUGAUUACUGUUGAUCAUCAAUGGAAUGGAUAUAAUUCUGUUUGAAAAUGUAUGCUUGUACAGUAUUCCGAAACAUGUCCAAAUUUUCUAUGUAAACAUUGAUGUUGCAUAGAUAUUGAAGAUACAUGCAGUAUUUAUCAUUUAAUAAUGUAAAUGCUGAAAAACAAGGAAUCAGAGAGAAUAUAAUAUAGAAUUGAUAUAAUGCCUGCUGUAAUACCGUUUCAUCCUGCUUGCAGGCCAAUGCCAGAGUGAAUCAACUUAUCCUCUUUUUAUCUCCAUAGUGAUGAUUUCCAUGCACUUGUUGCUUUGGUGAUAAGUAGGUAAAAUGCUUGUUGAUAUAUGUGUAGUCUAUAAAGUGUCUAAUUUUCCUGUAUAAUAGUCAUUUUGGCUUGUAAUAUAUUGAAAGUAGAAACAUGUUUCCACAGAAUUCUAGAUUUUUGAUGUUCAUAAUAUUAUUGAUACCAUUACACAUUUACAACCUGAACAACAUAAAUCCAUGUUGCUAAUUUUUUUACCAUUUCUUAUAAUGUCAAUAAAAAAUUAAAUACCUCCCUUAUAAUGUUAUUUUUACAAAGAACAUUUUUAAAAAGUGUUGAUCCCUAUUUCAAACUGUCAUUGUCAGAUUAUCUCUCUGUGUAUCUGUUGAACAAAAAAGGUGGCAGUCUUACAAACAAUAUUGAUGAAAAGAGAGAAAAAGUACAAAAUAAAAGUUGCACAAAACAUGAACUAUUUUACAGUCAUUAAAAUGACAUGUGAUAUUCAAAAUUGUUUAUGAUUUAUGUAUAUUUUUUUUCAAAUGUGAUUCUCAUGUGCAAUUGAUUGAAGACACGGCAUAGACAUGUGUCUCUUUGUGAUCAGUUAGGUGCCGGGAACCAAAAAGAUGUAACAUACAAUAUCAUUUCCUGAAAUACCAAAUAAGGCAGCUUGAAUUACACUGUGUUUAGUAUAAUACACUCCAAGCAGUACAUUCAGUGGGUCCAGUUUUUGGAUUCAUUUAUAGAUGGCUAGCGUUAAAUUCCCAGUAAAGACUAAAAGUUUUACAUUUAUCUGUAACCAGUAUUUGAUGAUAGGAAGUUAUCAGUUACAUGUUUAUGUUAUGGCCGAAGGAUGCCAAAAUAGCGCUAGAGAUAUACAUAAUGGUACAUAAAUUACCGAAUUACACUGUGAUUAAAAAUUUAACAAUUUCGUGUAAUAACGUAUUCUUGUAGGCUGUUUCAUCAUUCUUUGGCUGUUCAUUACCAGUUACAUGUUUAUGUUAUGGCCGAAGUAUGCCAGAAUAGCAUUUGAGAAUACGUCAUCGUGCAGAAAUUACCAACUGACUAAGGUUUUAGUGACUCCUGUUUGUUACAUCUUUAUGGUUUGAAUGCAUCAAUCAAAAUAAUGACAUGCCAUUAAAUAAAGGAGAAUUCCAAUUCUGUGACAUGUACGAAUAUUUCAUGAAAAAUAUACACAUUUUGAUACCAGUUUCAAUGCUGCGUGUCAGUCAGUCAGUCAGUCUGUCAGUUCGAUAAAAACAACAUGGAUAAAACCUGGUCUAAAAAUUCUUCAUUUUUUUUCCCCAGUAGAACUUUGUACUUUUUAGCCAUUAGAAGUUUGUACCAACAUUCAAAGAAAUGCGUUCCCUUUGUUAAAUGGUUUGUUUCAUUGUUUGUAAAUUAUGUAAUUUAUUCAUGAUGUUUGUAAAUAAAUAUAAUAAAUUGAUAUAUUAUAUUGAAUUAAUUAAUAUUGUUGAUCAUGUAAAUUAUGAGAAUUUAGUGAAUUGUUCCUGGACCAACACAGCUGUAUUCUUUAAUAGAAGGCAGUUUCUGUUUCUCGGCUGAUAAUAUACAUGUAUAUAAUUAGCUUAUGCACAGAUCAUAUUGUUAUUUUUUUCUUGUCAGUACAACUGAAUGUUGAUGUUUGGCGAGCAUUUAUGAAAUAUUUAUUCCAUCUUGUGUCAUUCUUCAGUGUUGGUCAGCCAAAGAUUUUCUUACAAACUGUCACUUGUUGGAAGUAAAACUUGAAAAGAACUACUUGCGCUCACUAACAGAAUGUGCUGAAUUUUGUGGUCUAAAACCUCAUCAGUCUGUGUAGAUAUAUAUAUAUAUGCCAUAACUGGACAUUACACGCUUUUUUCAUACUGAAAUCAAACAGUAAUUCAUGCCAGAUUUAUGUUGAGCUUAUUUAUUUUUUCAGCAUCUGGACAUGGCUUAAACUCGUCAAUGUUUUAAAUGUGAACUUACACUCAGACUUUGAAAUGCUAAAUUCAUUAGCUUGGGUAUUGUUGAAUAAACAGGUAUUGUAAUUGAAAUUAACACGAAUGUUCAUUCUGUACUAGGCUAAAAACAGUUCAACAUAAUUAUUUGCCAUUCAGAAGUUUCAGACUGAAAUCUUACAUAAUUAUGAGCAGAUAAGUGCAUACAGAGUUACUGUCUACCAGUUAUAGGUAAAUAAUGUUUGUGUAACAAGUUUAGUUAGUUAAUUUUAUUUCAAAGCACUUUGUUCCGAUACCUAUGCUUGCUUUUCAAGAGCUGUUAAAUUGAUUGGGUUUUUUUUACAGUAGAACGUUUUUGUUUCUUUCAAAUAUUUGUGUUUGUUUCAAGCAUUUUGACAGCCACACAAUUUUUGCUUUUUUGAAUUUACCCAGUACAGGUGUUUCUAGUUGGCUACACAUUCAGUACGAUGAUAUUUAGUGCUAUUUAUAUUGUAUAUUGCAUUUAUGUUUUCGUUAAGUGAAUACUUACAUUUAACUUACAUUUCAAUAAAAUUAGACACGUUUUUUAUAUUGAUCAAACCUUUGGAUUAAAAAGAAAAAGGGGGAGCUUUCAUCACCCUUUCUUUUGUUCUUAAAUAGUUUUUCUAUAUAAUAUAAUGAAAGAAAAACAAGAAUGAUUUUUAACAUAUUUUAAUCUUGAAAUAUGACACAAAAUCAUAGAUGCUUAAGUUUCAGCAAAGUAUGAAAUAAAAGUUAAUUAACCUGUAUUGUAAAGUGGUUCUUACCUGAUCUCAAUGCCUGCUUUGCCAAUCUUUGUAAAAUGUUAUGUUGCAACUGCGGGGCUUAUAGGUUUAUUUAUUUUGAGUCUCAUUUUUGCCAAGAUCAAAUAGUUAAAAGAAAUGCAAAGUAAAUCAUGGAUAUUGCUACACAGCUAUAAGUAAAUUCAGCAUUUUGGUUCCUGUCUAAAGUAGAAGAAAUAUUUUGUAACUUACUACCUAUUUUGCAGACUUACAAAAUAUGUAAAUAGUUUCUACCAGUUAGCCACAAGUUCUUUGUUAUAUCACAUUGUUUUGCUUAAUAAAUUGGUUCUAUCAUA